Naegleria lovaniensis is the source of this 1152-nucleotide messenger RNA. RefSeq lists its product as uncharacterized. The transcript has 2 exons. The coding region runs from base 1 to 1152 and encodes 383 amino acids. The record is from RefSeq and is a predicted model, not a curated record. Gene Ontology annotation, molecular function: ATP binding; protein serine/threonine kinase activity. Gene Ontology annotation, cellular component: cytoplasm; nucleus. Lineage: Eukaryota; Heterolobosea; Eutetramitea; Acrasida; Naegleriidae. Gene Ontology annotation, biological process: mitotic DNA damage checkpoint signaling; protein phosphorylation.
AUGCCUCAAAAGAAACGCAAAGACCCACCACCGAAAGAAGAACCAAAAAACAACACCAUUCUUAAAAAACAACAUUUCAGUACAAUCCAUAACAAAACGGAUUCGGAAGCCCAUGAAGAAAACAAGCCAACACAAAAUGAAAACUUUCCUGUAAAAAAGAAAUCAAAGAGAGAAAGAUUUGAUCUUAAAGAGGUCCCACAAACGGUUCUGCAAAACAAGAUCUUUCUAAAAGAUGAGGAUGUAUCAAAAAAUCACUCAGCUCAAUGUAUUAAGCUUGUCUUAAUUGGAGAAGAGAUCUAUUCCUUCAUUCCAGACGAAAAAUUUGAUGCCAUUUCACGAAACGACAAAAAGAUUCAGAGUGGAAUAAUACAGUUAGGAACAAACAUGGUCUGUCCAGUCGUUCUCAAAAAAAGCUCCUCUGAAGAAAAUUGGAACACACAUUAUGCGAGCAAAGUGAUGAGAACCUUGUAUGUUGAAACACGUGGAGACUUGAUCAGCUUGAAAGGCAUUCCUUUGCAUGAACAACUAGGGAAGAAUAUGGCCCUCAAUGAAGUCAAACGAAUGGUAUGCCAUAUAUUAUGCCAAAUUUCAUUUCUUGAAAAACAAGGAUUUGUUCACAAUGAUGUGAAACCCGAAAAUAUUGUGAAAUAUGAUGAACAUUAUUUUCAAAUUGAUUUUGAAAUUUCCAAGAGAUUUGAUUAUAACAAAGAAGAAUAUCAAGCAUCAAAAGGAAAAUGCACGCUGGAUGGAGUUCCUCUAACAUCUAGAUCACACUCUCCAGGAUAUCGUGCUCCAGAAAGAGAGCAACAUCAUUUGAUCUCUCCAAAAAGCGACAUGUACUCCCUUGGUCUUGUUAUAUUAAAAUGUUUUGGUUUGAGUUUUGAAAAGAUUCAUGAAACCAAGGACAGAACUAUUGAGCACGAUAUUAAGCAUGAACUGAAACGGAUAUGUGGUACAGAUUCAAUCUUCUAUGAGGUUGUUUUGAAUUUAUUGGAAUAUGAUCCUGAAAAGAGAACGUUACCGGAUGGUCUGUUGUUUCUAUUUACAGACGCUAAGACUGUUGUGAAUUACUUUUUUGAAGCGAAUGCGUUUAAAAAGAAAUACUUUCCACCCAAACCAUUCCAACAAGUUUGUCCACAGGAACUAUUUUGA